GGGGUUUUAAUGGGGCGGGACUUCCUGUCGGAGCAAUCCCCGUUACCUCCGGAAGAGCCGAAGAACCGAGCCCUCGGACGCCGGCGGUUGAGCAUCGAUCGCGGUGCGCUCGCGCGAGAUAAUGGCAGACCCUUGGCAGGAGUGCAUGGACUAUGCAGUAAUCCUCGCGAGGCAAGCUGGAGAGAUGAUUCGUGAAGCUUUAAAAAAUGAGAUGGAUGUCAUGAUUAAAAGUUCUCCAGCCGACUUGGUAACAGUUACUGACCAAAAAGUUGAAAAAAUGCUCAUGUCUUCUAUAAAGGAAAAGUAUCCAUGUCACAGCUUCAUUGGUGAAGAGUCUGUGGCAGCUGGGGAGAAGACGGUCUUCACAGAGCAGCCCACGUGGGUCAUUGACCCCAUUGAUGGAACGACUAACUUCGUGCAUCGGUUUCCCUUUGUAGCUGUUUCAAUUGGCUUCCUUGUGAAUAAAGAGAUGGAGUUUGGAAUUGUGUACAGCUGUGUGGAAGAUAAGAUGUACACCGGCAGGAAAGGGAAAGGUGCCUUUUGUAACGGUCAGAAGCUUCAGGUGUCCCAGCAGGAAGACAUUACCAAGUCACUCUUGGUGACCGAGUUGGGCUCGUCCAGAAAGCCCGAGACUUUACGGAUCGUUCUCUCCAACAUGGAAAAGCUGUGUUCCAUCCCCAUCCAUGGAAUCCGGAGUGUUGGAACAGCUGCUGUUAAUAUGUGCCUUGUGGCAACGGGAGGAGCAGAUGCCUAUUAUGAGAUGGGAAUCCACUGCUGGGACAUGGCGGGAGCUGGCAUCAUUGUCACCGAGGCAGGCGGAGUGCUCAUGGAUGUCACGGGUGGACCGUUCGAUCUGAUGUCUCGGAGAAUAAUUGCCGCAAAUAGUAUAACAUUAGCCAAAAGAAUAGCCAAAGAAAUUGAGAUAAUACCUUUGCAAAGAGACGACGAAAGCUAGUCACAGAGAACAGUGUCCAGCUCCAGUGUCAUCCUUGCUGUCCCUGGGGUGUUUCAGAUGGAUGGUGUCACUGAUUUAGACUGAACUUUGAGGUCCUGAUUUUAAAAUGGAAACUUUUUUUUUACAGAUGACAUAUUCAAAAUUAGAUGGAAUAUUUGAUUAUUGAAAGAAAAUUUGCAUGUAGUAAUAUUCUUGGGGAAAAUAUACAAAAAGUAUACUUAAUGAACUAGCCAUUGAAAUUGUCCCUAGUCCUUAUGAUCCCCUUCAACUUAAUGUACUGUUUAUAUGCAUAAUUCUCAAUUACAAAGUUUCUUUUUGUAAGUGGCUUUCUCUAUGUUCCAGAAGCCAUAUUUGAUUAAGUCUAAAGGCUGUAACAAGCUGGCUCUCCCUGUGCAGAGGGCCUUUGUGUUUUAUUAAUCACUGUAAGAUAGUGCCUGGCCCAGUGCCUGUCAGACAGUAGGCAGUCUGAAGUCCACACCUGACAAUGCGUGCUCGAAGCUGCAGCUGCUGCCUCUAAUGCGUCACAGUAAGAUAACCACCCUCCUGUUGCGAGGUAGAAGUUACUUCACUGUCCUUUUUAUAUUUCUUAUUGCUAUGCCAUUUCACAGGAUCGUGCUGCCAGAGACGACUGCUUCUAGUGGACAUUUCUGCAGUUAGUACACUGCUGUAUGUUGUAGGUUCUGCUUAAAGCUGCCGUGCUAAAGAGAUUUUCACAGACAUCUUCCAGGUACCUGGUCUAGUUAGUGGCAGGGAUAUGUUUUACAAAAGGCAGCUUUCUCAUUCAGAUCCGUACCCUGGUGCUGACCUGUGUACUGUGGUGUAAUGGUGAACUUUUUGAUUUCUUUCCAGACUUGCUGAAUUUCAUCACUGCUAACUCUAGAUGCUCUCUCUAUAAGGUCUUGGGCCUCUCAAACUCAAGAAAAUUUAAUGGCUCCUAUUCCUUUGUUAAAGGGUUAAUUCAUUGUCUAGCCUUGGCCCUUGGCAUAUGAACAGAUGUUUUGCUCUUAGUAUGUUUGAACCUUGCAUUUGAUACAAUGAAGUGUUUUUGUAAGUUUCAAGGCAGUUAUCUUGAUUUUGGGGGGAUUUAAUAUAUUAAAGCUAUAUAAUACUCAGAUUUGGGCACUGUAAUGACUAUAUCUGUGCUGUUAAUUACAUGUAUUUAAAACGUCACGUACCAUGUAAAUUCUAUUACAAGACAGGUUGCUUUGCAAUUAAAUUUAUUUUAGUUAAGACUUAGGAAUACCAUUUUCUUUCAUUGUAUUCAUUUGCGUAUCCCAGGCUGCCCUCAGAAUUGUUGCAUACCCGAGGAUGAACUUGAACUUGUGACGGCUCUGCUUUUCUCUCUUAAGUUCUGGGAUGCAGAGAAGAUGGCCACAGGCCACCACACACAGUUUCUGUGGUGCUGGAGACUGCACAGGGCCACACGUGUACUUAGCGUAAGCACUCUGCUGCCCAAGCUGCGCUCCAGCCCAUGAACACACGUGGAAUUAAAGGAGUAAUUAAUGAUAUCUUAUCAAAGUUAAUAGCCUCAGCCCUUUUUAGGGGUUUUGAGUUUAGUUACAGAUAUUUGAAGCUAAUAUUGGUUAUGAAUAUUCACUUUUUGCAUAUAGAUUUUCCCACUAUAGAUAAACACUUAAUACUUUCCCUAUCUGUUUGUAUCUUUGUAUGCUAAGUGCAGUUGAGUAUUAUCUGGCUAAACAUUGCGUCGGUGUGGAAAAAAGAUGACCAGAAAGUCAGGUACCCCGAAUCACUGGAAACUCCUUUCUUAUGUAGCAGAACCUCUCACCCUCGCCCUAGCCCAGCGUUUAUCUCGUGUUCUCAUUUUCGGAGCCUUCUUCCUGGCAGCUUGAGGCUAUGUGUAAGGAGAUCUAUAACCUUAUGUGCAAGCCACUGGCUGUAGGACUAAGUCUAUAAGAAUCAGCAGAAGAACUCUGAUGUCUCUGGAGGUAUGGUGGAUACCCCUGUGUGUGCAAGCAGCAGUGCACAGGAUAGCUCUGCACAUGUGCGGCACCUGCUCAGCGUAAGGAGGGGUCGGAGAUCAGAUCCUGCUAAGGAGGCUGUGGAAGAACUAUGCACAGAGCAACUCUAAAGUGUUAAUGAGAAAAAGUUAUAGUUGUGUAUGUAUGGGGUCAGGCGCAUGUGUGCAUCACUGUGCCUGUGGCUGUCAGGGCAAUUGAACCUGAGGGGCAUCAGGCAUGGACCAGGCUUCCCUACCAAGCCAUUCCACCAGCUCGAAGAUCUUCUAAGUGCCAUGUCUACUCAUGCUUUGGAAGUCUUGGCGGUGUCACAUAUAAUGCCUUCCUGAUCAAAAUCCUGAUGGUAUUUAGAGGAGGGAGAUGUCGGCUUUCUGUCCCAUUGACAGUUUCUCUGAGGGGAUUAAUAAGAAAAGUAUUGCUUUGGUUCAGCUUGGAGUUAUAAUGUCAUUGGUUGUCCCUGUGGCUUUGUCCUGUGGCAAGACUGUACAUCAUGGGUGUCAUAGUUUACAAUGACCUCACGUGGGUCCCCCUUUUUCUCUAUCUCCCCCAAACUAUCACCCUAAAGCCUUUUUGAUUAUUAAGGGUUUGGGGUUUUUGUUUGUUUGUUUGUUUGAGUCAUGUUUUUGCUAUGUAGUCCAGGCUGGCCUAGAAGUCACAGUCUUCCUAUAUCUGCCUCCAUACUGCUUACAGUAUAGGCAUGUACUACUGCAGUGGCUGGGCCAGCCCUUUACCACAUGGGCCUUUGGGCAUUAGCCAAUUUUCAAACUAUGAAAAGAAGUAAAGCUAGAAAUUAACAACUAACACAGAAUGGCAGAGAGCCCUAAGUAGCUAAAACCAUCAGAAAGCAGAAGGCAAAGUUAGAAUCUGACUGUUCACCAGAUAGGAGCCCAGUGCCGUAAUUAAAGCAGUGGCAUUUGCCCAAGGCCACGCAAGCAGCUCUGUGAGGUAAAGAGUCCCAGGCUGCUCUUGGCUGUGAGUGGCCGAGUUGGCUGCCCCCCACGGCAGGAGACAUACUGACCCCAUCCCGUCAAGUUCUCAGAUCAAGUUGUAGAAUUGGAAUCGGACAGAAAGGAGGAGGCCACACAGAUGAGUCAGUGAGUAAAGGUGCUCUUCUUCAAGUCUGACAACCUGAGGUUGAUCCCUGGGGUUCACAAGGUAGAAGGGAAAACCUGACAGCUGGAAGCUAUCCACUGAUCUAAACUUGUACCAUGGUUUGUGGAAUUUUUUUUUUUUUAAAGUAAAAGUUUCUGAAAG
Messenger RNA from Mus musculus (house mouse), 4185 nucleotides. It is a transcript of the gene Impa1, whose product is annotated as inositol (myo)-1(or 4)-monophosphatase 1. Gene Ontology annotation, cellular component: cytoplasm. The record is from RefSeq and is marked validated. Gene Ontology annotation, biological process: phosphatidylinositol dephosphorylation; phosphatidylinositol phosphate biosynthetic process; inositol biosynthetic process. Lineage: Eukaryota; Metazoa; Chordata; Mammalia; Rodentia; Muridae. The coding region runs from base 122 to 955 and encodes 277 amino acids. The transcript is spliced from 9 exons. Gene Ontology annotation, molecular function: fructose-1-phosphatase activity; glycerol-2-phosphatase activity; inositol monophosphate 1-phosphatase activity.